Messenger RNA from Ailuropoda melanoleuca (giant panda), 1180 nucleotides. RefSeq names its product ral guanine nucleotide dissociation stimulator. NCBI's taxonomy places the organism in Eukaryota, Metazoa, Chordata, Mammalia, Carnivora, Ursidae. Gene Ontology annotation, molecular function: guanyl-nucleotide exchange factor activity. Gene Ontology annotation, cellular component: plasma membrane. Gene Ontology annotation, biological process: Ras protein signal transduction. The record is from RefSeq and is a predicted model, not a curated record.
UGUGAAAACGAGUCCGCGCUGAACCUGUAUGAGACCUGCAAGGUGCGAGUGGUGAAAGCGGGAGAGAAGCUGGUGGAACACCUGGUGCCCGCCUUCCGGGACAGCGAUCUCUCCUAUGUCACUGUCUUCCUGUGCACCUACCGAGCCUUCACCACCACCCAGCAGGUCCUGGACCUGCUGUUCAAAAGAUAUGGAUGCAUCCUUCCUUAUUCUGAUGAGGACGGCGGACUCCAGGACCAAUUGAAAAAUGCCAUCUCCUCCAUUCUGGGCACCUGGCUGGAUCAGUACUCGGAGGACUUCUGUCAGCCCCCAGACUUUCCCUGCGUCAAGUAGCUGGUGGCCCACGUGCAGCUCACCAUGCCUGGUUCCGACCUGGAGCGCCGUGCCCACUUUCUGCUGGCCCCACUGGAGCAUGCAGGGCCCCUGGAGGCCGAGCCCGAGGAUGAGAAGGCUGGGGCUGGGUGUGUGCGGUGUGCGGGGAUGGGUCGUUGCCGGCCCCACAGGGAGGAGCCCCCAGAGGCUGGUGUGGGGCCAGGAGCAAGGACUGGAAUCAGAGCACCCACUCUGUCUCCAGCUCCAGCGCCAGUUCUAAAAACGGCUCCAAAACUAGAGCCAGCUUUAGCACCAACUCUCCUGCCCGCCCCAGAGCUCCAGGCAGCCCCAGCACCUGCUCCAGAGCCCGAAGCAGCCCCGGCACCCGCCCCAGAGCUCCAGGCAGCCCCAGCACCCGCCCCAGAGCCCGAGGCAGCCCCGGCACCUGCCCCAGAGCAAGAGGCAGCCCCGGCACCCACCCCAGAGCCCGAACCAUCUCUGUCACAAACUCUCUAGCUGGAGGCAGCUCCAGCACCCGGGUCUCCCUGCCCUUCAAAUGUGGCUGCAGAAAAUGGCCUGAAUGAGAAGCCUCACCUCUGGGCCUUCCCUCCUGACCUGGGGGCAGAGCAGUUUACCCUGAUGGAUGCGGAGCUGUUCAAGAGGGUGGUGCCCUACCACUGCCUGGGCUCCAUCUGGUCGCAGAGGGACAAGAAGGGCAAGGAACACCUGGCUCCCACUGUCCGCGCCACUGUCACCCAGUUCAACAACGUGGCCAACUGCGUCAUCGCCACCUGCUUGGGGGACCGGAGUGUCACGGCCUGGGACAGGGCCAGGGUGGUGGAGCACUGGAUCGAGGUGGCCAGGGUAU